UCCUGUACACAAAAAGUUAUCAAACAAAACGUACUUACAUUAAAUUUUCGUAUAAAAAUAUUAAACUUUACAUUUAUCACUCAAGUUUUGUUAAUGUAACACUGUAUCAUUUUUGACACAUGCUUGAGACUAUUAUCCGUACUUUUCGUAAUACAUUUGAUGUAAACGUUGCUGUCGUUCAGUGUAAAGGCAAUAGAAUUAAAUAUUUGAUAUACUUUUCCUGUUUGCGUCUCAAAAAGUCAAGUACAUACAUUAUAAUAUUGUCUGAUUUCAGCUCUUAACCUUUCCUAGACAGUUGAUGUUUUCAUAAUAACAUAAUAAAAACUUGAUAUACAAUACACUGAAUCUGCAAUUAUAAAAAAGGAAAUGGCAGUAACCUUACGUUUGCUAUUCUACAAUGUGCACAGAGCACUUUAUUAUGCUAAUUCAAAACACAUCAGUUCCAAUUCGAAUGUGAAAGAAACAAAUAAAGAUGUAACGAAAGAUUGGAAAGUAGAAUUACAUAAUACUAUGAAAAUUCUUCCGGAUUUUAUAAGCGAGAAGGAGGAAGACAUUCUAGUAAAAGAGGUUGAUCCCUACAUGACACAAUUGCGUUACGAAUUUUCACACUGGGACGAUGCAAUACACGGUUAUAGAGAGACGGAAUGGAAAAAGAGUAGAUGGAGUAAAGAUAGUUCACAAAUACUUGAUAAAGUUCACAAGGAAGCUUUCCCAUCGGAAGUAAAGCGACUAGUGCUUGUGCAUAUAUUGGAUUUAGCACCUGAAGGAUGGAUAAAGCCACAUGUUGACAGCGUUAGGUUUUGUGGAGGUAUUAUUGCAGGACUAAGUUUGUUAAGUGAUAGCGUAAUGAGACUGGCAAUGGUGGGACAUGAGAAAGAAUGCACUGAAUGCUUUCUGCUACCAAGAAGAUCAUUAUAUAUUAUGACUGGUGCUGCAAGAUACAACUACAAUCAUGAAAUCCUCAAGUCUGAUGAAUCUUAUUUUAAGGAGCAACAUGUACCAAAGGGUAGACGUAUCUCUGUAAUAUGUAGAAGCGAACCUGACCCGCAAACCUAAUUGAAACUUAAUUAUAUAACUAAAUUGCCAAAAUAUAAAUAAAAAAAAUAUUUCUGUAAA
This is a messenger RNA of Ooceraea biroi (clonal raider ant), 1116 nucleotides long. RefSeq names its product alpha-ketoglutarate-dependent dioxygenase alkB homolog 7, mitochondrial. The record is from RefSeq and is a predicted model, not a curated record. NCBI's taxonomy places the organism in Eukaryota, Metazoa, Arthropoda, Insecta, Hymenoptera, Formicidae. Gene Ontology annotation, biological process: fatty acid metabolic process; DNA damage response. Gene Ontology annotation, cellular component: mitochondrial matrix.